Molecule: messenger RNA, 3126 nt
Organism: Cercopithifilaria johnstoni
Lineage: Eukaryota; Metazoa; Nematoda; Chromadorea; Rhabditida; Onchocercidae
Source: the annotation of a GenBank genome assembly
AUGUAUGCACUCAGUAUCUUCAUGCGUAUCUGUGUAUGCUCACGUGAAUAUGCUUUCUUCAACUGCACGGCUAUCGUGAAUGAUUUGAACACAUGUGAAAGUGAAGUGAAUCCUGAAGAGUUGACAUAUCUCACUUCAAUUUCAUCAGCACAAACAACAGCAGCCGAUGUUGAUAACAGCAAGGUGAAACUAUUGGUAUCACGUCAGCUUAAUCCGAUUACGGCUGCUACUAUGGAACAGAUAUCAUAUUUGGGUUGUGCAAAAAUUGAAAAUCCAAGCAAUGAAGCUGAAAUUCUGAAGAUAAUGCAGCUAUUAAAUGAGGAACGUUCGGAGAAACCAAUUGAUGUAAUAUUAUUUAUUCCCGAAUCUUCUUUUGGCAUAGUUCGAAUGUGUGAUGGUACAACCAAAUGCGAAAUGGUCAGUUUUCCAGUUCAUCGGAUCAAAUUUUGUGCUCGUGGUCAGUUGGAUUCAGCAGAACGUGAAUGCUUCGCACUGUCUUUCACACAGAAGAAUGCGACACCUACCGAUGGUGCCUUGCAUCAAUGCCAUGUUUUCCGUUGUCAGGUUCCUGAAGCAGCUGGAAAAGCACUUCUUAAUUUUGCUAACGCUUUUCGAAAUAACGGCACAACAAAGAAAGUGCCUUCACCAAGGUUCAGUCGCACAUCUCAACCGAGCAGUGCUGAUGAAGAGACAUCAAGUUUGGAGGGAGCUUUCAAUCCUGGUGGUGAAGAAGAUUUCCAGUUUGAUGCAUUUCUUGAAAUGAGAGAGGAAGAUCCGAAGAAAGGCUUUACGGUAUGUCCACAGGAAAAAAAUUGUUUUAAGCUGAGAAGAGAUCGCGAGAAGCGAGUGGUUGUUGUUUUGCAACAAACUCACGGACGAAGGGUCUUAACUGUUAGAAAGUGUUUUGGUCUGUUACUUGGUGCUGGCCGAAACUUGCGUCACAAUGACAUGCAUCUUCUUGACAUGCAAUCUAUGGGACGAGGAAAUGAUGCGAAGACAUACAUUAUUGAAGCUAUUUGGGAUCCACACUUACAAAAUUUAGAAGUUCUCAAUACGGAAACUCCAAGAGAAACGAGAGUUUUUAUGACAAUAGCAGCUGAUGUAGUAUUAACGGGUAUUGAUGAACCCGUGCGUUUCAAUGUGGAAUGUAAAGCAAGAAUUUUUCAUGAACAUGAACGAUUUUGGUAUGUAUCCAGACGACCAGUAGUGGAGAAGUAUUUCCUUACCGCAAGGAUGGAAGAAGAUGGAACGGAUUCCGUGAAUGAGGCUAAUCUGAAGGUGGUGAAGUUUGAGUCAGUUACAGAACGUGAGCGGUCAUUAAGCCGCCUUUCGUUAGGUCGAUCUCCGACGAAAAUGCCGACGCAGCUAAUACAUCCAGCAGACGAAGACGAAUCUGAUAGUGACGAGCCGUUAUUAUCUGGUUCGGGUAUUGUUAAUCAGGAAUGUCCUGAAGAUGUACUUAGUGCCUGGAACAAAAUUCUGCUGGAAUGGAAAGCGAAUCCCGAAGGGACAAUACCCGAAGGUUUAGCUGAUCUGAUACGUAAUGGAGUACCUGAUGUUUUACGCGGUGAAGUUUGGCAGUAUUUGGCCAAAGUCCAAAUUGAUCCCGACCUCACUCAAACAUAUCGCUUAUUACUUGGAAAAGAAUGUCCAUCGGAGCAGGUAAUAUUACGAGAUAUCCAUCGUACAUUCCCAGCACAUGAAUAUUUUAAAGAAGCAGGUGGAGAAGGCCAGGAAUCAUUAUACAGAAUCAGUAAAGCAUAUUCUUUAUACGACGAGGAAGUCAGUUACUGUCAAGGAUUGUCCUUCUUAGCUGCUGCAUUACUAUUGCAUAUGCCUGAAGAGCAAGCUUUUUGUACACUUGUGAAAAUAAUGUUCGACUAUGGUUUACGCGAUCUGUUCAAACUUGGAUUGGAUAUUUUACACUUACGAUUUUAUCAACUACAAAGGUUAACUGAGGAUUACGUGCCGGAUCUCUUUGCUCAUUUCUAUAAUCUCGGUGUCGAAACACACAUGUAUGCCUCACAGUGGUUCCUUACUUUAUUCACUGCCAAAUUUCCAUUGCAAAUGGUCUAUUUUAUUGUAGACCUUUUUCUCAGUGAGGGGAUGAAUACAAUAUUCCACAUAUCAUUAGCUUUGUUGAAAGCAUCCAAGAAAGAGCUCUUGCAAUUGGAUUUUGAGGGAGCGCUCAAAUAUUUUCGUGUAGUUUUGCCACGACUUUAUCGCACAGAAUCAAAUGCUAAGGAGCUAAUUCAUAAAGCCGUGAAGUUAAAAAUAAGUCAUAAGCGAUUGUCAAAGUACGAAAAGGAGUUUUAUUCAUUGAAAGAGCGUGAAUUAGAAUCUCAGGACCCAUUGGAACGUUUGGAGCGAGAAAAUCUUCAUCUGAAAGAAACAGUAAUGAGACUGGAAAGAGAAAAUGAUGAUUUGGCACACGAACUCGUCACCAGCAAAAUUGAGCUGAGGAAGAAUUUGGACACUGCAGAAGACAGUGUUGAAAGCUUACAGGGACAGCUUGAGAGAUGCAUGCGAACAGCGAAAGAUCUUGAGGAUGAAAAUAAUGGAUUGCGAACUGAAUAUGAUCAGGUGAAGGAAAUGUGCAGGAGAGAAGUGCUACGACUCGAAUCAGAAGGAUCACGAUCACAGGGUAUUAUUAGCAACUACAAAGAGAUUUGUUCCGAUUUAAGUUACCGACUCGACAAGCAACAGGAUAAUUUCAAGACUCAAAGAACGCGGAUUGCUGGAGUGAUUUCUCACUGUGAACAAUGUUCAGCUGCACUUGCUGAAUUUACGGAGCAAAUGAAUGGGAGUCCGUCAAAAAAGUUAUCUCCGACGGAGGAUGGUUGUGGCUUUAAGGUGAUUGAAUUAAUGGAUAAAUUGGAAGAAAGUGAGCAACGCAUUCGCCAACUGGAACUCAGUCUUGCUCAGACUAAACUUGAGUUAGUUGAGGCACAGUGUAGGAACCAAGACUUGAGUCAUCAGAUGAAUGCGUCCAUUAGUGGUGAUAACGACAGUAAGCACGCAGCGUGGUUGAAAAAAACAAUAUCAUCGAUCCGAGACGUUGGCACAUCACUGAAACAACCUACCCAUGAGCGUAGUAACAGUACCCUUUCCAUGGAGAAGUAUUAG